AUGGCUAAGAGAAACCAUGCAGAUCUUGAUGAAAAGCUAGGCGAAUUAUUUAUAUGGAAAGAACAAUUAAAAAAAAAAGUUUUAGAAAAUUUAUCUUCUGAACAACUUAAAGCAAUAACAAUGCAAAAAAUUGAGCAAAAUAAGUUCGAAUACGAAAAAUUAAAACGACAAAAAUUAGAACGUGAACGGCAACAAGAACAAAUAAAAAAUGAGAAAGAUAUGUUAAAACGUCAUAAAGAAUUUAUUUACAAUCAAGUUCUACUUCGUGCUAAAAUUCGAAUAAAUGAAAAUCGUGCAAAACCAAUCGAUUUUCUUAUUCAUUAUAUUACUGAGGACAAUGAUCAUCUAUUUAUUGAAAUAAAAAAAAUUGAAAAUGAAAAAACUAUCAAUAUAUCUUAUUGGGAAUUCUCAUUGUCUCAAUUAGUAAUUUAUUCAGCACGAUCACGUCUUCAUGAUCGUCAUAAGUUACAAUUAAAAAAGAAAUUACAACAAAUUAAACAAGAACAAAAUAUUUCUUCGAAUCAUCAAUCAACAAACAAGGAAAAUGAAAUAAAAUCAUUUGAAGAUUCAGAAAAUGAAUGUUUAUAUGCUUAUGAGCAAGCUCAUUAUUCACCAAUAUUAACGCAUAUAAAUGAAUUUGAUAUUGAAAUUCAAAAAAUGUGUAUAGAUGACAUGGACGAUGUAGAAAAAUUAAAACAACAACGUCAAUCAGUUAUGAAAUCUAAAUCUAUUCAAACUAAUAUUGGAAAUAUUUCUCAAGGUUUUGUUCAAAAUCCUAAUGAUUUGGAAGCAGGUUCGGACACAAUUAUUGAUACAGUACCUGUUGAUAUGCAAUAUUUAUAG
This is a messenger RNA of Rotaria sp. Silwood1, 843 nucleotides long. NCBI's taxonomy places the organism in Eukaryota, Metazoa, Rotifera, Eurotatoria, Philodinida, Philodinidae. The record is from the annotation of a GenBank genome assembly.